Molecule: messenger RNA, 1080 nt
Organism: Zeugodacus cucurbitae (melon fly)
Lineage: Eukaryota; Metazoa; Arthropoda; Insecta; Diptera; Tephritidae
Product: N-acetylneuraminate lyase B
Exons: 5
Coding region: 65-958 (297 amino acids)
Biological process (GO): N-acetylneuraminate catabolic process
Molecular function (GO): 4-hydroxy-tetrahydrodipicolinate synthase activity; N-acetylneuraminate lyase activity
Source: RefSeq, a predicted model, not a curated record
GUUAAAAAAAAAUUACGAAAAAUCAAGCGAACUGAAAGUGUAUGAGAACGACGCGCAAAUACUCAUGGACGAGGAAGAAUUAAAAACUUUUGAAGGUUUCUUGGCGCCAACAUUCACAGCCUUCGAUGAUAAUGAAGAAAAAUCUUUAAAUUUUGACCAAAUUGAGACAUAUGCGAGAUGGUUAAAGUAUCAUAAAGCCGUAGGUGUUUUAGUCAAUAGUAUCACCGGCGAAGGUCCGAUUUUGGGGAAAAACGAACGUCAAUUGAAUGCCGAAGCUUGGAGCGUUGUGUGUAAGAAGUACAAACUGAAAUUGAUGAUACAAAUUGGUGGGGCACCAAUGCCCGAUGUGCUCGACUUCGCAAGACACGCUAGCAGUUUGAAUGCAAAUGGUGUGGUCUGUCUACCGGAACUCUUCUACAAACCGAAAGAUGUCCAGCAACUGGUGGGCUAUUGUAAAAUCGUCGCCAGGAAUUGUAGUCCAAUACCAUUCAUUUACUACCAUUUGCCACGCUACACCGGUGUGCAGGUCGAUAUGUCAGAGUUUUGUGCACUUGCCGAAGAGUGUAUACCCAAUUUCGCGGGCAUCGAUUAUUCGCACAGUGACAUCGCGUUGGCGGCGAAAUGUCUGGCCCCAAAUCGUAUGAUCAUACUUAGCGAUUCGCGUAUGCUGAGCAGCGGUCUGUUGCUCGGCUUCAAAACAUUUUGCAUGACCGCUUUCAAUAUGGUGCCGGAUGAGUUGUAUGACAUUUGCGAUUUUAUGAAAUCUGGCCAAUUGAAUUUAGCAAGGAAGGAACAGAAACAUUUAAAUAACACCAUACGUGAGCGCAUCAGUAUGCAAAAGAAAGGAAACUGGCUGAAAGCCAUGAAGCAAUGGUUUAACGACGAAAUCAGGAAACAGUAUGGUGUAACAUUCUCUCCCGGUCGCGCACGUAAACUUGGUUACCCAGCAUUCAAAUAAAUAGAAAUUUAAUGGAAGUCACAUCAAUUGGAUCAGUUGACCACGAAUGAAAGAAUAAGUUUUAAUUUCCACGAUGGAUGGGUCUACUGCAACAAAACGUUCCCAGCUUUUAAAGUGACACC